Messenger RNA from Caretta caretta (loggerhead turtle), 4797 nucleotides. NCBI's taxonomy places the organism in Eukaryota, Metazoa, Chordata, Testudines, Cheloniidae. The record is from RefSeq and is a predicted model, not a curated record.
GCCCCAACCGCCCUAACGGCGCAAACGGCCGCGGCGGGCCCAGGGGGGAGCUGCGUCACUUCCGGCCCCUCCGAAGCCUGCGGUCCGGGCGGGGGGGGGGAGAGCGAGCCCGUCAUUAACCCCUCCGUGCCCGGCCGCGGUGGGGGGGGGGCGUUUUCUCCAGCCGGGACCAGCCCUGGGGCCGGAGCCCCCUCCCCCCCCGGCUGCAGAACAAUGUCCGUGUCUCGCUCCAGCUCAUCCUGUCCUCCCAUAAGACAGGGGAGAGAAAUGGCUGCAGAGGAGCCAGUUCAGGGGCCGGUGACCUUCGAGGAGGUGGCUGUGUAUUUCACCAGGGAAGAGGGGGCUCUGCUGGACCCCGCUCAGAGAGCCCUCUACAGAGACGUCAUGCAGGAGAACUACGAGACUGUGACCUCGCUGGGCGUGGAGGCGGUGGAAAGAGGAUCUAACCCAGAGGAUGAAGUAAUCGAUGAGGAGGUGGAGUCAGAUGAUGAUGUGCAGCUCCCAGUAGGCUCGUCUGGUGGGGCAAGCAGCCAGGAACUGUUCUCCACUCCAGAGGUGUCUAGGCAGUCUCAGCAGUUGCUCUCUGGGGAGCAAGAAGCAGGAGAUAAGAUGCCUGGGUUUCCAGUUUCCAAACCUGAUGUGAUCUCCCAGCUGGAACAAGGGGCAGAGCCAUGGGUCCCAGACCUCCAGUGUUUAGAGGAAAGAGAGAUCCUAAAAGGUCCCUGCACAGCAGGUGAUGCGAUGGUGAGUGAGAAUGAGGAGCAGAAUUCUCAUCAGAAAGAUGAGCCACACAGAGCCUUAACGCAAACAUCCAAAGGGAAUGUGUCCAGGAGUCAUGAGCAGGCAAAAGUCUGUGAGAUUCAGCAGACACCAGAGAGAGAGCAGGGAAACCAGCCAGGAGAGAAAUUGGAUAAAUUCAUUUGCUCUUGGGGAACUCACAAGGACCUCAAGGAAACCACAGCCCAGCAGAAAAUCCUCGGGGGACAGAGAAAAAAUACAUCCACUGAGUGUGGGAAAAGCUUUAGGGACCACUCAGUCUUUCUUGUGCAUCAGAGAAUACACAGAGGAGACAGACCCUAUGAAUGCUGUGAGUGUGGGAAAACCUUCAUUCGGCGCUCACACCUUAUUACGCAUCAGAGAAUCCACACAGGUGAAAAACGCUAUCCAUGCUGUGAGUGCGGGAAAAGUUUCACUGAUCUCUCAUCCCUUAUCUCUCAUCAGAGAGUCCACACGGGAGAGAAACCCUAUGAAUGCUGGGAGUGCGGGAAAAGCUUCUCUCAGAGCUCAACCCUUCUUACACAUCACAGAAUUCACACGGGACAGAGACCCUACGAAUGCGGUGAAUGUGGGAAAAGCUUCACUCAGAGCUCACACCUGACUAUACAUCAGAAAAUCCACACGGGAGAGAGACCCUAUGGAUGCUGUGAGUGUGGGAAAAGCUUCACUCUGAGAUCGCACCUCAUUAGGCAUCAGAGAAUCCACACGGGAGAGAAACCCUUUGAAUGCUGUGAGUGUGGGAAAAACUUCACUCUGAGCUCAGACCUUACUACGCAUCAGAGAAUCCACACGGGAGAGAGACCCUACGAAUGCUGUGAGUGCGGGAAAACCUUCACUCGGAGCUCAGCCCUGACUAGACAUCAUAGAAUCCACACGGGAGAGAGACCCUAUGAAUGCCGUGAGUGCGGGAAAAGCUUCACUCGGAGCUCAGCCCUGACUAGACAUCAUAGAAUCCACACAGGAGACAGACCCUAUGAAUGCCGUGAAUGUGGGAAAAGCUUCACUCAGAGCUCAGCCCUUAUCUAUCAUCAGAGAAUCCACACAGGGGAAAGACCCUACGAAUGCUGUGAGUGCGGGAAAACCUUCACUAACAACUCAAGCCUUAUUACACACCAGAGAAUCCAUUCUGGGGAGAGGCCCUAUGAAUGCAGCGCGUGCGGGAAAAGCUUCACUGACAGCUCACACCUUACUAAGCAUCACAAAGUCCACACGGGGCAGGGGCUCUAUGAAUGCGGAGAAUGUGGAAAAAGCUUCACGGACAGCUCAGCCCUUCUUAAACAUCACAGAAUCCACACGGGAGAGAGACCCUACGUAUGCUGCGAGUGCGGGAAAACCUUCAGUCAGAGCUUUGAGCUUACUAGACAUCAGAGAAUCCACACGGGGGAGAGACCUUACGAAUGCUUUGAGUGCAGGAAAAGCUUCAUUCAGCACUCACACCUCAUUAGGCAUCAGAGAAACCACACAGGUGAGAAACCCUAUAAAUGCUGCGAGUGUGGGAAAAGCUUCACGCAGAGCUCAGACCUCAUUAUACAUCAAAGAAUGCACACGGGGGAGAGGCCUUAUGUAUGCUCUGAGUGCGGGAAAACCUUCAUUCAGCACUCACACCUCAUUAGGCAUCAGAGAAACCACACAGGUGAGAAACCCUAUGAGUGCUGUGAGUGUGAGAAGACCUUCAUUCAGUUGUCAGAACUUACUAGACAUGAAAGAAUCCACACAGGAGAGAAACCCUAUGAAUGCCGUGAGUGUGGGACAAGGUUCACUCAGAGCUCAUCCCUUAAAUAUCAUCAGAGAAUCUGCAAGGGAGAGAAACACCAUAAAGACCUCGGGAGAGAAAUGGCUGCAGAGGAGCCAGCUCAGGGGCCGGUGACCUUCGAGGAGGUGGCUGUGUAUUUCACCAGGGAAGAGGGGGCUCUGCUGGACCCCGCUCAGAGAGCCCUCUACAGAGACGUCAUGCAGGAGAACUACGAGAAUGUGACCUCGCUGGGGUUUCCAGUUUCCAAACCUGAUGUGAUCUCCCAGCUGGAACAAGGGGAAAAGCCAUGCGUCCCAGACCUCCAGGAAUCAGAGGAAAAAGAGAUCCUGAGAGAUCCCUGCACAGCAGGUGCUGGGAGGGUGAGUGAGAACGAGGAGCAGAAUCCUCAGCAGGAAGAUCCUGACCAAGUGGAACCGCACGGAGCAUUAUCCAAAAUAUCCAAAAGGAACAUGUGCAGAAGUCACGAGCAGGGAACAGCCUGUGAGAUUCAGCACAGAGCAGAGAGAAAGCAGGGAAAACAGCCAGGGGAGAAAUUGAGUACAUUUAUUUACUGUUGGGGAACUCACAAGGACCACAAAGAAACCACAGCCCAGCAGAAAACGCUCAGGGGGAAGAAAAAAUACACAUGCACUGAAUGUGGGGAAAACUUCAGUGACUGCUCAGCCCUCAUUGCACAUCACAGAAUCCACACAGGAGAGAAACUCUAUGAAUGCCGUGAGUGCGGGAAAACCUUCAAUCGCAGCUCACACCUCACUCGACAUCGCAGAAUCCACAUGGGGGAGAGACCCUAUGAAUGCUGUGAGUGCGGGAAAGCCUUCAAUUGCAGUUCACAGCUCAGUAGACAUGAGAUAAUCCACACUGGAGACAGACCCUAUGAAUGCCGGGAGUGUGGGAAAACCUUCACUCUCAGCUCAUAUCUUACUACACAUGAGCGAAUGCACAGGGGGGAGAGGCCCUUUCAGUGCUCUCAGUGUGGGAAAACCUUCACUAGGAGCUCAUCCCUUAUUAGACAUGAGAGAAUGCACACGGGAGAGAGACCCUAUAAAUGCUGUGAGUGUGGGAAAACCUUCACUUCCAGCUCAAACCUUAUUCAGCAUCAGAGAAUCCACACAGGGGAGAGGCCUUAUGAAUGUGGUCAGUGCGGGAAAGCCUUCAAUUGCAGCUCAGAGCUCACUAGACAUGAGAGAAUCCACACAGGAGAGAGACCCCAUGAAUGCAGUGAGUGUGGGAAAACCUUCGCUCUCAGGUCAGAUCUUACUACCCAUGAGAGAAUCCACACAGGAGAGAGGCCCUUUCAGUGCUCUCAGUGUGGGAAAACCUUCACUAGGAGCUCAGACCUUACUAGACAUGAGAGAAUCCAUACGGGAGAGAGACCCUAUGAAUGCUGUGAGUGUGGGAAAAGCUUUCUUUCCAGCUCAAAACUUAUUCAACAUCAGAGAAUCCACACAGGGGAAAGGCCCUAUAAAUGCGGUGAGUGUGGGAAAGCCUUCAGUUGCAGUUCAAAGCUCACUAGACAUGAGAGAAUGCACAGGGGGGAGAGACCUUAUGAAUGCUGUGAGUGCAGGAAAACCUUCACUUACAGCUCAGAUCUUACUACACAUGAGAGAAUCCACACAGGGGAGAGGCCCUUUCAGUGCUCUCAGUGUGGGAAAACCUUCACUAGGAGCUCAGACGUUAUUAGACAUGAGAGAAUCCAUACAGGAGAGAGACCCUACGAAUGCUGUGAGUGUGGGAAAAGCUUCAUUUCCACCUCAAACCUUAUUAAACAUCAGAGAAUCCACACCGGGGAGCGGCCCUAUAAAUGCGGUGAGUGCGGGAAAGCCUUCAAUUGCGGUUCACAGCUCACUAGACAUGAGAGAAUCCACACAGGGGAGAGACCCUAUGUUUAAGGCAGGGGAGUGACAUCAUCAGGGUUCUUCAUUGACUCCCCACCCAAAGAGACUCUUGGAGACACCUAAGGAACAAAGAGUGAACUCGGGGGAGAAGGGCUGGACCCAGGCUAAAGGGGUUUCUAGCCUGUGAAAGGAAUACAUGGGGGUUUUAAGCUGCAAGGAAGGGCAGCUGGCCCCUUAAGAAUCUCUGCAACCAUCUUAAAUCAUCAUCUAGGGUGAGAAUUUGCUACUCAUAGCCAAUCUCUUUAGUAUAUUAAGUUUAGAUUGUGUUUCGUGUAUUUGCUAGGUAAUCUCCUUUGAUCUGUUUGCUAUCCCUUAUAACCACUUUAAAUCUAUCUUCUGUAGUUAAUAAACUUGUUUUUGUUUUGUCUAAAA